AGAAUUAGUAGUAGUUGGGAGUUGGGACCUGCAAAAUUCACCUUCGUUUAAGUCUUAACCCUGAUUAACAUGCUUAAUGUUGGUUGUAAUCAGGUGCAGUUGAACUUCAAUAAAUAUACACUGGUGUGGUGACUGCCUGGUCUUAAAGUCAGUGACAUAAAAAUGGGAGUGAGUAAUAAAAUAUCCUCUCUUUUUCAUUUUUUGUUUAAUUAAGUGAGCUUCAAUUGAAGAAAGAGAGUGUGUUUCUAACUUCUAAGAGAGAGAAGACCAAAAGAGCAAUGAAAUGCAAGCACAUCGACAUUGAGGCAGCGACUGUCUGGAAUUGCAAGAUUUUUCUUAGGGUUCGCGCAAAUUCUAAUUCCAAUUCACUUUGGAAUUCGAUUUUUGGUUCAGUUAUUCAAAUUAAUGUCAGUUUUUUGCGUUAGCAUCUUGAUGAAAUAGCAAAUUCAAGUUUUCGGCGAUUUUUUCCAGCUCGAAUUCAGUAAUUGUUGUUAGAUUGAUCUACAAUCUCUACUUCAAAUUGUGAUAUGUUGCGUGGAAUUGCAUUUUUGAAAUCGAAUUGUUUUAGAAGCUUCAAUUGAAUUUUUUUGAAUCUAAGAUUGAUUAUAAAUGGAGUCAAGAAUGGAUCAUUAUGAGAUCAUGGAGCAAAUUGGUCGCGGUGCAUUUGGAGCCGCCAUUCUUGUCAAUCACAAGCAAGAGAAGAAAAAAUAUGUGCUAAAGAAGAUUAGGCUUGCUCGACAAACUGAGCGAUGUCGUCGAUCCGCUCAUCAAGAGAUGUCAUUGAUUGCACGUAUUCAACAUCCCUACAUUGUUGAAUUUAAAGAAGCUUGGGUUGAGAAGGGCUGCUAUGUUUGCAUUGUUACUGGUUACUGUGAAGGUGGAGACAUGGCUGAGUUGAUGAAGAAGGCAUAUGGUACUUAUUUUCCUGAAGAGAAACUCUGCAAGUGGUUCACACAAUUACUGUUGGCUGUUGAAUAUCUACAUUCAAAUUAUGUCCUCCAUCGAGACCUUAAAUGUUCAAAUAUAUUUCUGACGAAGGACCAUGAUAUUCGUCUUGGUGAUUUUGGGCUUGCUAAAACUCUCAAGGCAGAUGAUUUAGCUUCUUCUGUGGUUGGAACACCAAAUUAUAUGUGUCCUGAACUUCUGGCAGACAUACCUUAUGGCUUUAAAUCUGAUAUUUGGUCCUUAGGUUGCUGUAUGUAUGAAAUCGCAGCUCAUCGACCGGCAUUUAAAGCAUUUGAUAUGGCAGGAUUAAUUAGCAAGAUUAAUCGAUCAUCUAUGGGUCCCUUGCCUUCAUGUUACUCUCCUUCACUGAAGAGUCUAAUCAAGGGAAUGCUACGCAAAAAUCCUGAGCAUCGCCCAAGUGCAUCCGACAUUCUGAAGAACCCUUACUUACAGCCUUAUGUCUACCAAUACCGGUCCUCCACUUCUACAUAUCUGGGGAAACCAAUGUCUACAGUUCGUGAAACACGAAAACCAAUGAUUGAGAGCCAAAUCAGUAGCAGUUCUUGCAGUGAUAAAGAUAGUUCUGUUUCAACUGAGAAGAACAUUUCAGUCAUGGUUUACUGCGAGAAUAAGGCCACUGAAACAGAUAUGGCAUCUGAUGAUGAUGUAGAUUAUGAGAAUUCAACUCAAACUAAUGAAGAGCAAUGUGCUGCAGAGUGUGUGGUCAGUAUGCAGGAAGAGGUCAUAAAAUCUGCUAAUAAUGUGCCAAAAUCCAACAGUGAGGUAAAGCAACCGAAGACCUUAAAAAAUAUGCUAAUGGCUUUCAGGGAAGGUAAAACUAGGGAGAACAGUUCUCCUAUGCGAAGCAACAGAGGAAGAGCUGUGCAAAGAGCUAACAUUGAAGCAUCACCUAAAGUAUGUAAGCCCACCAUUGUUCCUCCUACUGUCAAGCCUGCUUCUGAUUUUCAAGCAGUUGUGCCGGCAAGGAUCAGUCCUGAUUCAGCAAAAAGAGUUCAUGGAUCGUCUUCUCUGAAGCAUCAGUUACCUAUUAUUGAAUCCUCGCCUAAGACUAAGCCCAGACAUGAAGAUGUUCCUUCACCUGGACCUAUUAAACAAAUUGUUGAAGAUGGAAUUGCUGGUAGGUCAAGGCAAAAAACUCCUCCUCCCAAUGUUGUAAGACGGUCUUCCUUUCCAGCGAGGAUAAAGCAAGCAAGUGUUGAUGUUCCGAACAGGGAAAAUGACUCCACAAAGGUAGGUCUUGGUGAUAUGGCUCAGGAGUCUGAGAGUGUUGUUUUGCUGAGCAAGAGCCCCCCAACUCAUGCUCCACAAGGGGUAAAACAGAAUUCAGGGGGAGGUCCAAAGGUACCUCGAAGAGCCACAAGGACUGAUAGCAGCAAUUCUGUAUCUUCUUCUGUGUCCAUGCAAGCUUUUGAACUAUUUGAUGAUGCAACAACUCCUUUCCGGAGCUCAUUGGAGCAGACUACCCAUGAUUGUGAAGUAGUGAGCCACUCUAAACAGCUUGGAUCUCAUCGGCCAAGCAGUGCUUCUGCAUCCAUUUCAAACCUUAAGAUGCCUGAAUGUAAUCCUGGCAAUGCUACCUGUCAUCAGACCGCAGUGACUGACACUGAACAUUUCGAAUUGCAUCGGCCAAGCAGUGCUUCUGCGUCCAUUUUGCAUCAUAAGAUGCCUGAAAGUAGUUCUAAUUAUCACGAUUCAGUCACUCAGGGCCAACGGUAUGAUUUGCAUCAGCCAAGCAAUGAUUCUGCUUCCUACUUGUUCCCCGAGAUCCCUGGAAAUAGCUCUGGUAAGGCUGUUUGUGACAAUGUGAUAGGAAAGCGUGUUGAAGAAGAAUCACAUCGGCCUGGCGAUGCAUAUUCGACCCAUAUGUAUCCUGAGAUGACAGAAUGUGUUUCUGGAAAUGGUCAUCAACAUGAUGCUGAAGCUGAAUUAUGCUUUGUUGAGACAUUUUCCUUUUCUUCCGGCUCUCCAUCUGGGACAGACAAGAACUUAUCAGGAGACAUUUAUGGACUCAGCAAGCCUGAAUAUCAGAAUAUUGGUUCUAGUAAUGUGGGUAUUGAAGCACCUGCAUUCUCGAAUCGUCAAUGUAGGAGUUCUCAGGAAAUGUUGGACGUGGGUUCUGGUCCUUCUAGCAAUGUGGGUACUGAAGCUAAUGCAUCGUUGAAGGUCCCGUAUAGGAGUCAUGUGGAAAUCUCGGCAUGUAAGGAUUACUCUUCUCCCAGCAGGUCAAGUGGUAGAUCUGAUCAUACGCUAUGCUCAAAUCCCGUGUCUCCAUCACAAGGUGAUGACAAGUUCACAGUAAAGGAAUUCUUGUCAACUGAGGGAGACAAAACAGCUUCAAAUGCAUCUGUAUCUUCAGCCAAAAAGAACAUCCAGAAAGAUAACGAGUUCAUCUUCCAAAAUAUACCACCAGAACAAGCUCCUGCUCCCAGUUUACCCGCGGUUUUUGAGGAGGUUGUACAUGUCCCUCGGCGUAGUAGUUUCCGGGAUGGAAGUGAGCAGCAAUUCAGUGAUACUGUUGAGAGAAAGAUGGAUGUUGGCACGCUCGUUAAUGUAAUCAGAGAUGAGAGGGAUGAGAGCAACAUGAAUGCUCCGAUUUCUUCAAAACCCUCAAAUUGCUCACGGACUAUGACUCCAAGAUCAGAUUCUCCUAUGAGAUCUGGCUUUUCUGAGGGUUAUGAAUCCUCGAGAAGUGAUGUUAAAAGCUCGGAGGCAACUGUGGCAAUCUCUGAUACUUCACUGCAAGUGAAGCCUCAGUCUGGUCCGAAAGAGGGGGACUCCCCAUUUAAGGAAGUUAUGGAUGUUAAGUCUUUUAGACAGAGGGCAGAGGCCCUUGAAGGACUACUUGAACUUUCCGCUGAGUUAUUGGAGCAAAGUAGACUAGAUGAGCUUGCCGUUGUAUUGAAGCCCUUUGGCAAAGAUAAGGUUUCGCCAAGGGAAACGGCCAUUUGGUUGGCUCGAAGUCUUAAAGGCAUGAUGAUUGAGGACUCUUCUCGUGGUUCAUGAUUUAGUUCCACGUUUGUGCUGGUAAAUUACCGAUAUCGUGUUCAGCAGUAUUCUGUCCAUACUCCAUAGCUAUCAUUCUUCUUGGUCUUUUAUUUUUCUCCUCUAGGAAAACAAAUACGUGGUCCUCUUUGUGGAUUUUUUGAAGAGAAACCAAAAAAAAAAAAACCCUGCUUCUUUUUUACCAUUCUUUGGAUGCAGCAUGUUGUUGUACAUAGUGGUGACACGGAUUCAAUAAGGUUAUUUUUUUUUGUUUCUGUCAAUUGUACCAGUAUGCUGUACUGUAUAGCACAUAUAUGAGCGCCUGAAUUAUUCUCCUUGGAAACGUUGUCAUUCCUUCUUCUCUUAAGACUUAAUGAGAAAUCAAAAUUAUUGUUUCAGUAUUCAA
Messenger RNA from Beta vulgaris subsp. vulgaris (sugar beet), 4354 nucleotides. RefSeq names its product serine/threonine-protein kinase Nek5. Gene Ontology annotation, molecular function: ATP binding; protein kinase activity. Gene Ontology annotation, cellular component: cortical microtubule. The coding region runs from base 610 to 3969 and encodes 1119 amino acids. The transcript is spliced from 14 exons. Gene Ontology annotation, biological process: protein phosphorylation; microtubule-based process. NCBI's taxonomy places the organism in Eukaryota, Viridiplantae, Streptophyta, Magnoliopsida, Caryophyllales, Amaranthaceae. The record is from RefSeq and is a predicted model, not a curated record.